Rosa chinensis is the source of this 1671-nucleotide messenger RNA. Its product is annotated as (-)-germacrene D synthase. The coding region runs from base 1 to 1671 and encodes 556 amino acids. Lineage: Eukaryota; Viridiplantae; Streptophyta; Magnoliopsida; Rosales; Rosaceae. Gene Ontology annotation, biological process: diterpenoid biosynthetic process. The record is from RefSeq and is a predicted model, not a curated record. Gene Ontology annotation, molecular function: magnesium ion binding; terpene synthase activity. The transcript is spliced from 7 exons.
AUGUCUGUCCCUGUUUUAGUGUCUGAGAUAGCUCAAACCCCGAAUAUUACUGCCACGCCUGAUGUUACUCGACGUUCAGCUAAUUAUUCCCCCAGCAUUUGGGGUGAUCAUUUUCUGUCAUAUGCUUCCAUAGAAGCGGCAGAUGGUAAAAGUAAGAAACAUAUCCAAGACUUGAAGGAAGAGCUGAAGAGGAUGAUAAUGGCUCCAGCGAAAAGGCCUUCACAAAAAUUGCACUUCAUCGACCACAUUCAGCGCUUAGGUGUCUCAUACCAUUUCGAAGAUGAGAUUGACCAAAUUUUGCAGCAAGUUCACCGAGAAGAAGAAUAUGAUGAUCUUUGCACCACUGCUCUAAGCUUUCGAUUGCUUAGACAACAGGGUUAUAACAUUUCAUGCAAUAUGUUUAACAAGUUCAAGGAUGAUGAUGGAAGAUUUAAAGAAUCGCUUAUUGAUGAUGUACUCGGCCUGUUAAGUUUGUAUGAAGCCUCACAUCUUCAGAAGCCCGGGGAGGAUAUACUGAACGAGGCACUAACCUUCACCACCGCUCAUCUCGAGUCUGCAGGAUACCGCCUAAGCUCAUCGUCUCUGCUUUGGAAACAAGUAACUCAUGCCUUGUAUCAACCACUUUGGCACGGCAUGCCCAGGAUUGAAGCGAGGCAUUACUUGUCUAUUUACCAAGAAGAUGAUUCAUAUAAUGAAACUCUCCUGAAUUUUGCAAAGCUGGAUUUCAACACUGUGCUGAAAGUUCAUCAGAAAGAACUAAGCGAAAUUACGAGGUGGUGGAAGGACUUGGACUUUGCAACCAAGCUACCUUUUGCAAGAGACAAGGUAGUUGAGGCCUAUUUUUGGGCUUUUGCAGUCUACUUUCAGCCGGAAUAUUACUUUGCCAGGAUGGUAUUAGCAAAAGCUGUUGCUAUAAUUACAGUCAUUGACGACAUAUACGAUGUGCAUGGCACAUAUGAAGAACUAGAGAGCUUUACCGAAGCUAUUGAGAGGUGGAACAUUUCUGUCGUUGAUCAACUACCAGAUUAUAUGAAAGUGUGUUAUGAAGUGCUGUUGAAUUUCUUCACCGAACUUGAAGAAAGUCUAGCGAAUAAGGGAAUCUUAUACCGCCUCCACUAUGCGAGAGAAGCAUUUAAAGCUCAAGUCAGAGCUUACUUCCAGGAAGCGAAAUGGUUGAAACAAAAGUACACACCAACAAUGGAAGAGUAUAUGUCUGUGGAACGCAAUACAUCCUUCUUCAUGUUGGCAGUAGUGUCAUUUGUUGGAAUGGGAGUUAUUGUUACAAAAGACUCCAUGGAUUGGGUUUUCAGUGAACCUAAGAUUUCAAAGGCCGCAUCUAUAAUUGGCAGACUCAUGAAUGACCUUGUAGGCCAUAAGUUUGAGCAAAAGAGAGAACACAUUGCAUCAGCAGUGGAAUGCUACAUGAAGCAAUAUGGUGUCACAGAAGAAGAAGCAGAAGUCGAGCUAACUAAACAAGUGAAUGACGCAUGGCAAGACAUAAACGAAGAGUGGCUCGAUGCCACCUCUAUCCCUAGGCCCCUACUCUUGCUGAUUUUGAACCUUGCACGUUCUAGUGAAGUUCUAUACAAGGGUGAAGAUGUGUUUACUCAUUCUGAAAAUGUGCUCAAGGGUCAUGUAGUUUCUCUCUUUAUCGAACCCGUGCCCAUAUAA